AUGGUCUCUACACCUCCGCUGCGGUCUGCCGCAGCAUUUUCAGCUAUCCAUCCAUUCACUUUGAACACUCCCUCUCCUGCUACGCCCGAGCUGGGGUGGUCUGCGUCACCAGCAACGCAGCUCCCUCUGACCCCAGAAAUUCACUUUGAUCCUAACGACCGUAUACGCUUGCCCGGUUCUCCUCUUGCAGCUCGCACGGCAAAUCUCAAGACAAACGCUAUCACCAGUCUUAAUCUUUCCCCGCUUGACUCAUAUGUGCCAGAGCAACUACUGUCAACGCUGUCGAGCGAGACAAGUCGAAACAAACGUCUCUUCCGGAAUGAGCUCUCCAGCAGGACUCUGGCCGCCACAUCUCAACCACAAUCACCUCCCUCGAAUGACAAUCACCGUACCAUCCCGGUGCCUUUUUUUAAAAUCGAAAUAGAGGAAAGGUCUUGGCGAAGAACAUCUCUACAACCUCUUUAUCCAAGCGGAAAGCUGGCCGGGCAUUGCAGUGAUGCCGUUGAGCAACAUGCUACUGCACGCAGUGCCCCCACAGUUGCAAAUGACAUCAAAUCAGAACAUCGUUCAGUCGUUUCUGAUGAAAGAGUUGCUGGUGAAUCUCAGACCAAAAUCAUCACAACCACCACCGCGACAACCGUACUUCCUCAGUACUCGAGAAGGAAGAAAGCUUUAACACUCUCCAUCGUAUGGACAUUGAACACAAAGCUGACCACCAUCUUGCCUCUCGAAGCGAUAGAAAGGUUCGAUGCCGAUCCUUCGCAUUGUAUUGGAACGACAGAGGACGGUUUAAGAUGCAACAAAACAACCACGCGAUCAUCAAAUAAAGGUUUUGUCACAAAAUUGUUCACGGCUCUCUCGACAUUUCAGCGCUCUCUUGAUUUCGAAUCCUUUGCGGAGCAUAUGGCCCCACUGAUUGAAAGCGUAACUUGCACACAGUGGCAUGGAAAGCGGGCUCGGAGUUGUUUGGAUGAAUUGUGCUCUUAUUCCUGGCAAACACGGGAGAUCGCCGUUACAGACCCACACCAAGGUGAGGCUAUUACGAACAUUAUCGACAGCGUAUUCAAAUUCUGGAUCUCGGCUUUGAUAAGAGUUCCAACAAUCGCCAAAUGUUCGAACGUACCGGCAAAAGGAGACGCUGAUGGUGUGCGAGGAGCACCUUGCUCGACAAUCGUCUUCUCCGACGCUGCACCUUACGGGAAUCCUGCGAUCUUUCGUCAUGCCAGUCUGCAUGUAACAGCACCGUCAAAAAACGCGACGAAUAGCCAUGUCACAAAUAAGAGCACUACUGGAAUACCAGGAACUCAAAUGACAGUCCCGAAGGCGAUGCGUUUAUCAACUCAUCUGAACCACGCAUUCGAACCAUAUCCUUACUCCAAAGCAAAAGCAAAUGCUACGCCUCAGGCCUUGAUCCGGCAGACUCUGAAGAAACCGUUAACGUACAGCGAUAUGUUGCGUUCUGGGGUCAUCUACGUUUUCUGGCAUCCGGGUAGUAUGGGUUACGUCAAAAUAGGCUAUGCCAACAACAUCAAGAAGAGGCUUGAAGAUUGGCAUAAGCAAUGUGGAUUCAACCUCGAGCAGCACAAGAGUCGGGAAUAUAUGGACGUGACGAAGGUCCAGCACUUAGACCGAAUCGAGAAGCUAAUCCAUGCCGAACUUAAAGAAUACCGGGUGUUCGAGCCAUGUUGCAGCGGUUGCGGGAGAAAACAUCUAGAGUGGUUCCAGGUCGACCCGAGCUACGCUUUGAGGGUAGUGGCAAAAUGGACAAGAAGGUCCCUUUACUCAGAGGGGGAAUUGGAUCCCAGUAUCAGCAAAGAGGAGAUCGAGAAGCUGUGCCAACUAACCGAAGCCGACCGCCCGCUACCGCUGCCCAGAAAGGGAACGAAGAACUUCAACGGAAGCAUUCGUGGUGGUGGUGGUGGUCGUCGUACAUCAAAGCCUCAGGGAAGUCGUUGA
This is a messenger RNA of Cladophialophora psammophila CBS 110553, 1956 nucleotides long. RefSeq lists its product as uncharacterized. The coding region runs from base 1 to 1956 and encodes 651 amino acids. The transcript has a single exon. Lineage: Eukaryota; Fungi; Ascomycota; Eurotiomycetes; Chaetothyriales; Herpotrichiellaceae. The record is from RefSeq and is a predicted model, not a curated record.